UUUGGCUAAACACCGCACGCGGAUGUCAGCGUCGAUUCGUUAUUAUUAAACAUUGCAUAUCAGACCGCAAACCUAUAAUCGCUAAAUUGACAUUUAAGUGUUUGCAAACAUUGUGGAUUUCCGUCGAACAAUGACAUUUUCCAAUCUGGGAAUAUUAUUAAUCGUCUCCUGCUGCAUUAUUUAUUCGCACUCCAGUAUUCCAGGACAAUGUGGUGGCGAAAUCGAUAUUCUUCCGGGUCGCAAUUACACCUUCCAAACUCCGGGUUAUCCGGCACAGCUUGCGCCAAAUUUGAGAUGCGACUGGAUACUUUACACUCCAGAAGGUUAUGAUGUGGAAUUUUUAGGUGGAGAAUUUGAGGUCGACUACACUAACUACUUUCCAAACAUAUUUUCUCGUUCAGCGGAUUAUCUAUAUUUAUCACUCGAUCCACCUGUGCCGACAAAUUCUACUAGAUUCGCUUCUUUGGCAUCCGGUGCGCAGUAUGUCGGAAAUAAGGCCCCGGAAGGGGUUCUCUUCCCGAACACAAACAAGCUGCACGCAACCUUUAUUACUAACGACGACAACAAUCACCAUUUCGGCUUCAGAAUUGCCAUUCGAGCUGUGAGUCAACCGGCUCCAUCAGCUUCAUGCAACAGAAAUCUUACGAUUGGUAGCGAUGGAGCAAUAAUCCAGUAUGAAAGAAAAAAUCCACGGGAAACAUUCUGCCAGUGGAACAUCUUUAUACCGCAAGGCGCACAAACUCUGCUGCGAGUUGAGAAUUUACACCUACCUAUUUACCUACCCGAGCCGUUGCCUUAUAACGAUGACCGUCGGGAAUAUGUCGUCUGCGAAGAGGAAUAUCUUGAAAUACAAGAGAAAGACUAUGGCAUCGUCGAAUCUUCUCUUGCACAUAAUGCCGGCACCCUAAUCCUGCGCGACGAUCGUCUCUGUUUCAACAAGAACCAUCAAAAUCGCACUUAUAUUCUAUACAGCCAAAAUUUCACUUUGACCUUUCGUUCACAUCCUAAUGCAGCUGAUCGCGGGUUCCGUUUGGCGUUGGAACCCUACAACGUUUGCGCUACUGUAUUUUCCGAACCAGAUUUUAACGGAAUGGUUUUAAAUAUUGUGGAAGAUUCCGCUCAGAAGCAAGGUGUGCGUCAGAAAGACAUCCCCAAAAUCCGCUCCCUUAAGCUGCAGCAAUCCUGCAUGCUGUACUAUAUAUCCGAAAACUCACGGUCGAGUAUGGCUAAUUCAACAACCAACAACUUGAUUCUUCCGCCCCGUUCGUCUUAUAUUCUGUCACAAUUUUCCUGCAUUUGCCCAAAUCAGGAAGUUAAACCAGACGACAAAAACUAUUUUACCUGGCUAUGGAUCACGUUGACCUUUGCCUCAGUGGCAGUUGGUCUGACUGCCGGCCUUGUCUUCGCAUAUGCCAGAAAACGUCAGCAGCAGAAAACCAAUCCCAGCACCGUAUCCACCAGACUUGCUCGUCGAUUUCUGGGUUCACUCUACGACGAAUACAAAAUCCAAGCUUGGAAUUUAAAAGCUGACACGGAUGCCGUUGGAAGUGGCUGUUAUGGAAUGGUCUGGAAGGGCAUUCUUACGACCAGUCCUGAGCGACUACGACAGCUUUCAGUGAGUCCCAGCAUGCAGAGCGCUUCGCAUGCCCAGAGUGCAGUGGCCAUUAAGCGACGUCAAUCAGGCAGUGCGGUUAGCGAGAAGGAGUUCAUGGAGGAAAUCGCCAUGAUGGCCAAAGCUGCGUCCCAUGUCAACGUUGUCCAGCUCGUUGGCAUCGUAACGGAAGGUUGCGUUAAGCUUGUAAUGGAAUACUGCGAGCACGGAUCUCUGGAUGUAUAUCUCCGAAAUAAGCGACUGUGUGGUACCACCAAUCAAACUUCUAAUAAUCAACAAUUUCUGGAUUAUGCGCGUCAGAUCUGCAGCGGUAUGCAGCAUCUGGCGUCCAAAGAAAUUAUCCACCGUGAUCUUGCAGCACGAAACAUCAUGGUCAGCCAAUGUGACGUUCUCAAAAUAUCGGAUUUCGGAAUGGCCAAAUGUGGUCCAGUGUACAGCGAAAUCAGAAAAGAUAUCCGUUCGCCCAUUGCCUGGAUGUCACCCGAGUCCAUUCUCAUCGGCGAGUACAGCUACUCCACUGAUGUAUGGUCAUUCGGCGUAGUUGUUUGGGAGAUCUUCACAUGGUGUCAGCUGCCAUACGUCGAUCAGUUGGGAAGCUGCAUGGCUCAAGAUAUUCUGAACUUUCUUGACAGCGGCAAUCGUUUAAAGCAACCGGAGCCAUCACCCGAUGAAGUGUACCAUAUCAUGCUCAGUUGUUGGGAGUGGAAGAAGUCGGAACGACCAAGUUUCGAUUCGCUGAACAACAAGUUGCAGCGAUUGCAAGUCGAUGCUUUAAAUUAUCGCUAUGUGGUAUUUACGCCACAAAGUUUGGUUUAAAAAUAAUGAGACUUCAGCAAAUAAUUUCAUGUAGAAUUUCAGCGGAACUGCUGGAAGAUUGUGAUAGUCUAGAUAGAGGCGAAACCGGGCACUAACUGAUGCGGUAUAUACUAUGUACAUGAUUACAUCUUAAUUACGGAAAACGUUUGGCACAUAUCUGUACCUUUGCAUUUAAUGGGAGCUGCAAUAAAUCAAAUGUCCUUAUUAAAGAAUCUGCUUAUUUAUGUCACUGCCCUUUGUGAUAUUGUUUCUUCAUUGGCGAAUAACUUACUUGCCACUGUUUCUCGUUAAC
Molecule: messenger RNA, 2720 nt
Organism: Paramacrobiotus metropolitanus
Lineage: Eukaryota; Metazoa; Tardigrada; Eutardigrada; Parachela; Macrobiotidae
Product: insulin receptor-like
Exons: 16
Coding region: 131-2428 (765 amino acids)
Biological process (GO): cell surface receptor protein tyrosine kinase signaling pathway; multicellular organism development; positive regulation of kinase activity
Cellular component (GO): signaling receptor complex
Molecular function (GO): ATP binding; transmembrane receptor protein tyrosine kinase activity
Source: RefSeq, a predicted model, not a curated record